Molecule: messenger RNA, 1535 nt
Organism: Rhopalosiphum maidis (corn leaf aphid)
Lineage: Eukaryota; Metazoa; Arthropoda; Insecta; Hemiptera; Aphididae
Product: fatty acyl-CoA reductase wat-like
Exons: 8
Coding region: 1-1473 (490 amino acids)
Biological process (GO): long-chain fatty-acyl-CoA metabolic process
Cellular component (GO): peroxisome
Molecular function (GO): alcohol-forming very long-chain fatty acyl-CoA reductase (NADP+) activity
Source: RefSeq, a predicted model, not a curated record
AUGGAAGCCUGUAUACCUGAAACAUUUAGAAGUGGGACAGUCUUAGUGACCGGAAGUACGGGGUUUCUCGGGAAGAUCCUCGUUGAAAAAAUACUCAGAUCUUGUCCUAUAAAAAAAAUUGCGAUCUUAGUGAGAAAUAAAAAAGGAAUUGAUGCUAAUCAGAGGGUGGCAGAUAUCUAUAAACAAGCUGUAUUUGAUCGACUUAGAAGUGAAAAACCAGAUUUUAUGGACUUUAUCAAAAUCAUUGAGGGUAAUCUAGAAGAUUCAUCAAUGGGUUUGGUGACAGCUAAUCGCGAUUGGGUAGUUGAAAAUGUUAACUUUGUUUUUCAUUGUGCGGCUACAAUUAAAUUUAACGAAACUCUCGAAUCGGCAUCAAAAAUAAACAUACUAGGGACUGAAAAACUUCUGUCUUUAGCAACGCAAAUGAAGAACCUUAAGGGGUUUGUGCAUGUGUCGACCGCUUAUUCACAUUGUCCCAGGGGUGAAAUCAAAGAAAAAUACUAUCCUGUUCCAAUUACGACCAAGGUGCUAAAAAAUAUGUUUAGUCUCAAUAAUUCUACACCAAGAAUUUUAGAAGAUUGGCCCAAUACAUAUUGUUUUACAAAAGCAAUUGCAGAAAAUUUGGUGUUAAUAAAUGGUAUUCAUUUACCAAUUUCAGUAUUUCGUCCAUCAAUUAUCGGAUGUACAAAAUCGGAACCUGAUCCCGGUUGGCUGGAAAACAUGAACGGACCGUCUGCCAUAGUUGCCGGUGUUAUGACUGGAUUCUUGAGGACCAUUCCGAUUGUCAAAAAUAAAGUUACGGACAUAGUACCAGCGGAUUACACCGUAAAUGCAUUAAUUAGUGUCAUGUGGGACACUGUGAAUAGAUAUCAAAACACAAAUCUGAUAAAUCAGGAACCAAAAAUAUAUAAUUACGUUUCUAGUGUCGAAAGUCCCUUGUUAUGGGGCAGAUUUAUAAAAGAAAUGAAUGGUCAUUAUCAUGAAGCUCCACCUUUACAGUCAAUAUGGUAUAUGUUUUGUAUUUUUUAUUCCAAUUUAUGGAUUGUAAAAAUUUUGAGAUUCCUAUUCCACCGGAUACCAGCUACGUUGAUUGAUUUUUUGCUAAUCGCAUGCGGUAAAAGUCCUAAAAUGUUGAAAAUGUAUGUAAAAACGGAAUGCAUGAUAGAUUUACUUUAUGAGUUUACUACGAGACAGUGGAAAUUCGACAAUAGUAACACCAGAGAACUGUGGUCAUUAUUAAGUCAAGACGACCGUAACACAUUUUGGUACAGCUUGGAAGAAUUUGAUUGGGCGUCCUAUGUAAAAAUUUAUUUCUAUGGUAUCAGAAAACACGUGUUACAUGAAAAAUUGAGUAACGUGGCUAGAGCUACGGUAAAAAAUCGAAAAUUAUUUUGGUUGCAUCAGUUAUGUAUUUAUGUAUUUAUUUACGUUACUUUUCAAGUAUGUUGGACGUUUGUAUCGUAUUUCUAUUGAUUGACAAAAUGUAUUGGUACAGAAUAUUUCAGUGGUUAUAAUAAGUUGUCAAUUGUAAUUAA